This is a messenger RNA of Indicator indicator, 4176 nucleotides long. Its product is annotated as KIAA2013 ortholog. Lineage: Eukaryota; Metazoa; Chordata; Aves; Piciformes; Indicatoridae. The transcript is spliced from 2 exons. The record is from RefSeq and is a predicted model, not a curated record. The coding region runs from base 1 to 1836 and encodes 611 amino acids.
AUGUGGCUGCAGCAGCGGCUGAAGGGGCUGCCGGGGCUGCUCUCCAGCAGUUGGGCGCGGCGGCUGCUGCUGCUGCUGGCGCUCCUGCUCGUCGCCUACUGGUACCUGGGGGCGGUGCGGCGGCGGGGCGCGUGGCGGGGGGCUGAGCCCCGCGGCCCUGCCGCCCUCUGCUUGCAAGCGGCCACGGGCAUCUGGCGAGCGCAGGCCGAGCGCGGCGAUGCGCUGCCGCUGCCAGAGGAGGCGACUGGGGCCGGCGGGCCGGGGCCAGGCCUGGCGCUGGCGGGUAACGGCUUCCUACUGCUGGACGUGGUCGCCGGCCGCCUCUGGGUGUCGGCGGCGGGAUCCGGCGGCGGCCCGGCGCUCGCCACCGAGUACCCUGCAUUGGUGCGGCUGAGGGCGCUGGGCGGGCGCGGCGAGGCGCGGGCUGUGUUGGCGGCGCUGCGGGACGGUGCCGUGCGGCGGGUGCGCUGCGUCCAGACCGGUUCCGGGGCGGGCGCCGGGGACUGCGUGACGGUGCGGGAGGAGGUGGUGGCCCACCGGAGCCGGCCGCAUCUCUAUCUGCAGCGCAUCCGCAUUGCCAACCCCACCGAGCGGGUGGCCGCCUUCGAGGCUUCGGCCCCAGCUUCUGCGCCCUCGCUGGGUGGCCGCUUCGCCACCAGCCUGGAGAAGGUGGAGGAGAGGCAGUUCUUGCUGUCUUCUGGUCGCCUGCUGCUGGCCGGGAGCCCCAAGGUGGUGCUUAUGGUGGUGGCUGCCAAGAAGCUGGUGAGCCGGGUGCAGGUUGCACCCAAAUCCCAAUUCGAUGAAACCGUGCUGUCCGUGGUGUACACCUCAGAGCCCAUCGAGGUCUCCAGGCUGGAGGAGACCUUCAGCAAGCUAAGGGAAUCAGCCAAGAAAGAGAUGAUGGAGGUGAUGCAGAUGGGAGUGGAAGAUCUUUUCCAAGAGCACCAACAGACUUGGUCUGACCUGUUCAUUUCAGGGGUUGAAAUGAGAAAGAUCACAGAUUUGCAUACACCAUCCAGUGUGACUGUUAACAUGACCCUCUACUAUGUGCUGUCAACCAUGCCAGCUCCUCUGCUAGAUCCGCUCAUUAGUGGUGAGGACAGAGAAAAAAUGGAAGCCAGCUUGAACUAUGCUGACCACUGCUUCAGCGGCCACGCAACCAUGCACGCAGAGAACUUGUGGCCGGCAAAGCUGACCAGUGUCACCCAGAUCUUGCAGCUCUCAGACCUGUGGAAGCUAACUCUCCAGAAACGGGGAUGCAAGGGGCUUGUGGCAGCUGGAGUCCAUGGACUUAUGCAGGGAAUGGUGCUUAGUUUUGGGGGGCUGCAGUUCACAGAAAACCAUCUUCAGUUUCAGGCUGACCCUGAUGUACUUCAUAACAGCUACUCCUUGCGUGGGAUCCAUUACAACAAGGACUUGAUUAAUCUAGCUGUCCUGCUGGAUGCUGAAGGAAAGCCCUUCUUGCAUGUGUCUGUGAAAUUCCAAGACAAGCCAGUCAGACUCUAUGCGUGUGAGGCAGGCUGUAUGAACGAGCCUGUGGAGCUGACCUCAGAGGCACGAGGUCAUACCUUCCCUGUCAUGGUGACUCAACCCAUCACACCACUGCUUUAUAUAUCGACAGAUUUGGUCCACUUGCAGGACCUGAGACACACACUCCAUCUAAAAGCUAUUCUCGCUCACGAGGAACACAUGGCCAAGCAAUACCCAGGCCUGCCCUUCCUGUUCUGGUUCAGCGUGGCCUCCUUAAUCACGUUGUUUCACUUGUUUCUAUUCAAACUCAUCUACAAUGAAUAUUGUGGGCCAGGAGCCAAGCCACUCUUCAGGAGUAAGGUAUAAGGCUGCUGUUUCUGGCUGCUGUCCACUGAGUGUUGUCAACCUGAUUUUCUGUCAGCUGUGCCUAGGGAGGUGCUGUCUUGGACUGUGAGGGUCUUCAGUCUCUUGCAACAAGUGAUCUGUGAUCUCUUGCAAGAAGUAGGGCUAGGGCAGGGAUUAGGAACAAGAUAAAUCCAUUGUCUCUCCUUAAACAUCUGCAAGGCUGCACAGCUUUUCUGUCCAUUUUCCACACAUUGGAAUGCAGGACAUUGCUUCUUUUUAAGCCGAAAGUUGCAGCUGUGUCUGCCACGAGGUGAUGUUUCUUGUUACGCAGUAUCAGAGUGCUUUGGAGAGCUGCUGGAGUUGUCAUUACUAUUGUGUGAAAGAUGUGCACACUUGUCUGCCUGGUUUGAACAUCACACAAUGCUAGCUGGUGUUCCUAGGUAAAGGUGCUGACUUGUUGGAACUACUGGUCAUAGAUUUACAGACACUGUGCAGCUCCUUCAUCAAACCACGUUUACUAGCAUUGUUUUGGGAAGCUGCUGCUCCCACUCAGAUACAGUACAUAGCUGUGUUAAGAAAAGUACUGAGUGCUUUUCACUGUAAGGUGGAGGUUCUGACUUCAAGGUCUACUGCAUCUCACUUGGGUGUAAAGAAUUGGAAAUUCUUGUUUUGAGUUGCCUUAGAAAACUUACUUACUAAUAAAAGCUUAGCACAGAAUAGACAUAAACAGUGAUUUCUGCUCUUAUAACUGGUACCUUCUAGUUGCUUGUUGGAAUGGAAGUGAAAGACAAGAGUUGGAUUUGCUGUGUUAGCUACCUGUGUCAUUCAGAGGCAUCCCUCCUGAGGGCUGAAUGAGUUAAAUGUAGUUUGUGUUUAAAAAAUAAAUAAAAAAUGAAAAUGGGCAUAAUGAAAUAGAGAUAGCAGAGGAAAAGUUCUACCUUUAUACUGCCCUGUUUUUCCAAAUUAUAAAAGCAAAUUCAGUUUUGGCUAGGUAAGGCUGCACAGAAGGUACUGGGCUAAACUUGACAGUCAGUAUGUAAGGGGUGUUUAAAGUCAGUUAGCAAGUUUCUCCUCAGCUCACUGGCACUGUAAUGCUGAGCACUGGAGAUCAGCCUGAUCUCAAGCAGGCCUCAAUACCUGUCAUCCAUUGAAGGAACAAGAAGGAAAGGUGCUUGUGGCUUGACAAACUCACCUAGGAAGAGGUAGAUUUGUGUAUCAAAGACAACGGCAGUCAUAAGCCUACAACCAUGAUCAAAACCUCAGUGCAAAAGCAGGAAGCAUUCAGGCAGCAAUUCCAAUUAUUGUGUAUACAGCUGUGCCCUGACGUGUGCUUGAUAAAAUGAUGUCCUUUUUUUUCACUGGUAUCUGGUUGCCUUUGUCAUCUACAAGACAUGCCUUCUGCCUUUUACAAAGUGACUUGUUAACCAUUACUGCAGGUGACUGUCCCUGAUGCCAUCCUCUGAAAGCCCAGGAGCUACACAGCUACACUCCAGGGCUGACCUAAUGCCUCUUUCUUCUUGACACUGCAGAGAGCCUCACAGUGUACAGCAAACAAGUCUGCUGCCUUGUUUUAAUUUGACCUGCCUAAAAUGAAGAUAAUGCAAGACUUGAUUCCAGAAACAGGGAUGAAGUGGAAAGCAGCUGAAGCUCAGAAUCUGAGGAAGCAAGAUGUGAGGUGUUGGAAUAACUCCCUGGCUUAUUUACUGGAUGUUGACCAUCCCAGUGUCCAAGUGAAUUUGGUCCUGCUUUCAGCCUUCAUUUGCACAAGACAUCUGACCAUUUUGCAGCUGAGAACAAGGACCUUUUGAAAGCAACAAUCCUUUUGUGCCUUGUUGAGAGGAAUCUGAGACUUGGAAGGUGUAGUUAUUCAAGAGUUUACCCCUGAGGCUUGUGUAACAGAUGUUUCUUUCUCCUUGUAAUCAGUUCCCUAAAGAGUAAUCCACUUGGUGAGAAUACUUGAAGAUAUACUGCGUCCUUUGAUACUCUGAUUUGAUUUUUACAAGAAAAUAAAGAAUGAUGAUUCCAUUCAGAGAGUUAACUAGAAGUCUUUAGUUAAACUUCCUUUUAAUUUAUUGCUUGGGGGGAGGGAGAGGUUGUUAGUAAUUUUGCCUCCACUUUGGUAACAAGGCAGUCAGUUGAAGUGUAGAUGUUUGAGUGCUGGUAACAGGGUUUCAGCCUUUAUGAUUGUAGAGUGCAAAACCAAUUUAAUUAAAUUGUUUCCUGGAUUUACACUUGGAAAUGCUGAUCUGCAGGUUUCUUCUUCUAAGCAUAUUGAGACUUUGUGAAUUGAUUUGUUUUGGCUGAGGAGGGUGGGGGGAAGACAUCCACUUUCUAGUGACGUAAAGGUCAUUUGGUUUUCAC